Molecule: messenger RNA, 948 nt
Organism: Laccaria bicolor S238N-H82
Lineage: Eukaryota; Fungi; Basidiomycota; Agaricomycetes; Agaricales; Hydnangiaceae
Exons: 3
Coding region: 1-948 (315 amino acids)
Biological process (GO): regulation of DNA-templated transcription
Molecular function (GO): zinc ion binding; DNA-binding transcription factor activity, RNA polymerase II-specific
Source: RefSeq, a predicted model, not a curated record
AUGAAUUCCAACACGAAAGGGCUAAAAAAGCGAGUGUCCAUAGCAUGCGUCAAAUGCCGCGACCGCAAAGUAAAGUGCAUUCCUGUACCCGAUGAGGAACCUCCUCGGCGGUGCACUAGGUGCAAAGAAAAAAAUCAGCCAUGCCAAUACAUGACCGUCACCGCACAGUCGGAACAGAGGGGAAGUCUGCCCCCGCCAGCACAGACGGAUUGCUACCCAUACUACGAAUCAAGCCCUCCCCCAGCUACUCCGGUUUACCCUCUACCACCCCCUUUGGCGGACUCAAACUAUUCCUAUCCCCAGCAACCCUUUUCCAAUCAACCAUACUCAACCUCUGCCUACCAGAACUCAAACAACCAGAACGCGCCGCACGUUAGUCUUCCCCCGCCGUCCAACAUGUCUGCCUACCAAAACACAAACAACCAGACCGCGCCGUCCGUUGGUUUUCCCCCGCCGUCCAACAUGUCCCCUGCCUUCCAGGCCGCAGGCUACCAGAACGCGCCAUCCGUUGCGGCCCACAUGUCCUCUGCCUUCCAGACCACAAACCACCAGAACGCGACGCCCAUGAGUUUUUCCCCGCCGUCCAACAUGUCCUCUGCCUACCAUAACGCAAACAACCAGAACGCGCCGUCCGUUAGCUUUUCCCCGCCGGCCCACAUGUCCUCUGCCUUCCAGACCGCAAACCAUCAGAACGCGCCGUCCGUUAGUUUUUCCCCGCCGUCCAACAUGUCCUCUGGACAUCAAGCUUUCUCGCACGGUCCCCCGCGUCAGGCUGUUCCCUACGGGCAGCCGUCGUCACCGAUCCGCUCCAGACAAGAUGCAUCUGGGAAUUAUGGCACACAUGGCUAUACCGACUCUACCUACCACCAAGCCCAGUCUACGCACCAGAUGCCGCCAAAUGGCCAGCAGUCCUACUAUAACCAUGAGUGGCGUCAGGGUAACAAUUAG